AAAACAUACUCCCUCCGUCUGGUUUUUAUGUUCCCAGUCUACUCUUUUCUCCGUCCGAAAAUAAAGUUCCCAGUAUACGUUUUCUAACUCACUUUUCCUAAACUACCCCUCUCAUUAAAUCGCCCUUCUCGCCCAAUCCUCCUACCCGCAUUCAUCAUACCUCUUGCUUUAACUCGCACCUCCUCUCCUUCCCAGAUCCAUUCCGCCCAAUUCUUUCUCCCUCUUCUCCUACAACCCUAGAUCUCUGCCCACAUCUAAUGGAUCCGCAUGACUAUUUCUUGGAUUCUAUCAUUCCGGAGACGGAAUUUCAAGAUGGUUGGGGUGAGGUCGAAGAUUUAAUCUCUGAUGACAGCGAGAUGGAGGAGGUUAUCGCAAUCCAUAGCGAUGACGAGGUCAUCAUCAUCAAUAGUGACGAUGAUGGUGCCGAUCCUGCCCCGAUCAGAGAAAUGCAGUGUUUUAUCAACAUUCAAUCUCAAGAAGAUUGUAAUUUUGUUGAUGGGAGGCAAGAGGGUGACGAGAUGGAGGAGUUUGAGAGACCUGGGUUUGAUUCUUCUCAACCCAUGUACUCACGCGUGCACCUCCACAUUGAUAUGCUAAACAUCUUACUUCCAAGCGCAGAUCCAGACUUUUGGGCUUCAAAGUACAAGUAGGGAAGUUCGUUUAACCUUCCUAUACUUCAAUUAUUUCAACAUUACUGAAAUAAUUAUAGACUAUGAUGUCUCUGAGUAGUGAGGGUAUUAGUCCUCAUAUGUGGUCUUGCUCUGCCUUUGAUUGUCCAAAGUGUACACUAUGUUAUUUGUCCCUCUAAUGUUUGCGAGACUGUUUGUGACCACUUUCUGUGAUGAAUGUCUGAGAACAAUGCUGCCUACUGUGAUGAGAUUGUAUCCAAUUAAGGAUGUCUCUGAGUAGUGAGGGUUUUACACCUUCUAUGUGGUCUUACUCUGCCUCUGGGUG
Molecule: messenger RNA, 954 nt
Organism: Cuscuta campestris
Lineage: Eukaryota; Viridiplantae; Streptophyta; Magnoliopsida; Solanales; Convolvulaceae
Source: the annotation of a GenBank genome assembly